GGUCCCAUAGUUGGCACUGCAAAUCAGAGCAGAAACUAAGCAAUUAAGUAUAAGGAAUUGUUUGCAGACCCCCAAGACCGGAUUGUGUUAAGGCACAAAUCUGGGGAAGGAUACAAAAGAAUUUCAACAGCAUUGAAGGUCCCGAAAAGCACUGUGGUCUUGAUUAUUCGGAAAUGGAAGCAGUUUGGAACCACCAGGACCCUUCGUACAUCUGGCCAUCCGACCAAGUUGAGUGGCCCAGCCAGAGCCUGGACUUGAAUCCAAUCAAACAUCUCUGGAAAGACCUAAAAAUGGCUGUCCACUGACGCUGCCCAUCCAACUUGACUGACCGUGAGAGGAUCUGCAGCGAAGACUGGGAGAAAAUGCCCCAAAACAGGUGUGCCAAGCUUGUAGAGACAUACCCAAGAAGACUUAAAGCUGUGAUUGCUGCCGCAAGUGUUUCAACAAAAUAUUAAGCCAAGGGUGUGAAUACUUAUUUACCUAUUAUGUUUAAAUGUUUACAUUUUCAAUACAUUUGCACAACUGUCUGAAAAUAUGUCAUUUUUACUAUGACAUUGUGGGAUAUUUUGUGAUUUUUAAAGAAAACUAUAGGUUUUCUUUAAAACUAUAGUCUAUAACAGCAAAAUGUGAAAAACGUGAAUGGGUGUGAAUACUUUCUGGUGGCACUGUAUUCAUGCUCACAUUCACAUAGUACACCUAUGGCCGAUUUAGAGCCUUCAAUUAACCUAACAUCCAUGUUUUUGGGAGAAUCUGGGUGAAUGUGUUGGAAAGUGACCUGCUACUUUUCUUCCUUACUGAUAUUGUUAAGACAUUAUUUUGUUUUCGUGUUUUUCUUUUUAAAUUGUGAUGUAAUGUGACUGAUUAUCAGGGGAUUGUAAUUUCUACCGUUCCUCACACUGCUUGUUUUACAGAUUUGCUACUGAAUACCCAUUCCUCUCUCUCUCUGUCAACCUCAUGAGGUUCAUUUCUUCUCACCAGUAAUUGAUGGUAGCAAUUAUCAUGGAGUCUAAUGUGAUUUGGGUGCGCAUCAAGACAGUGAGGGAUUUACUGCUGUCACUGUACCCAAGGGCCAAAACAUAAUCACACAAAACCAAUCUUUGUAAGACCUGUAAUAUUUAAAGGAGGCUUUUCAAAUAGGGGACAGAUAUUCUACAUUCAUUAUAAGACAGACAAAACACAUUUCAGUUUAUUUUGUUUUGAUAAAAUAAUGAAUUAUUUUUUUAUUCAUCCCCUAAAAUGACAUGACAGAAUAAUGCCACACCUUAUAUCGACAAAUAACUGUCUAUGCAGUGGUAAUUUGGGGUUAGUCAAACUGAAUCACUAAUAUAUCAACUUCAUCUACCAAUAGCAACUACAUCACCAUUAUCCAAUAAUAAUAAUAGUAUUACAUUAUGUUAAGAUGAAGAACAAUAAGAAUACUGUUGUAUUGUUCCAUACUGUCUGGUUUUAUCUCAGAAGAAUGAUAGUUGUCCCCUUUUGUGAUGACUAUGUUCAUGUGCGAGCAUAAUUUUACUAUCCCUAGUGAGGAUUUUUUUAUAUAUAUAUAAAAUCAAAAAAUAUGUACUGUAAAUAUAUCAUGGCAGUACUGUCACUACUACCAUCGCCACCACAAAUAGCCACUACUACCACUAAUAAUAAUAAUAAUCAGGCACGUUCCUUUUUUUGGCUUAAUCACCUGCCACCAAAAAUGUCGGUGCAUGUGGCUGAUACUACUAAUAAUAAUAAUGACCCCAACCAUCAUCUAGGGUUGCGGUGUACAAUAUUCUUUCGAUGAGUUUUACGUAUGUGUAGGGGGUUAAUUAUUAACUACAGAAUGAUGGGCAAAACAUGAUGCCUUUCUAAUAGUAUCCACCCAGUCCCUGGUCUUUCCCUGUGCUAGAAACCCUCCAGGCAGCGCACUACAGCCUGCCGCAGUGGCCUUUUCGGGCGGGGCCACAUAUUGGUAUAAGAGGGCAGAAAUCAUCCGACGGGUGCACAGUCUCACGCGAACCCGUUCACGACUCGUGCUCCUCCACUUGGCCCGCCUCCUCUCUCAUUACGACCCCAGCACUUCUCCGUUCACUCAACGGGACCAGAACCAUGGAGAGUGCUGCUGUUUUCCGUGAGCUUCUGGUGGUCAGCCUGCUGGUCGUCUUGUGUCACAGCCAGAUGUCCCAGGAAGUGUCUGCUGAGGACUUGGAAGGCGACAGAAGCGAGCCAGGAACAGACAGAGACUUGGUUGAAGCACUGGAUGUUUUGCUGGGCAGGAUGCAUAAUCGGAUUUCCACAGAGAAGAGAGGAAGCAUCCCGCUGUGUGGGAUGGGCAACCGGUGUGCCAUGAAAUUCGGGCCGCGAAUUGGAAAGCUGUGCGACUGCGGCAGAGGAGCCAACUGCAAUUCCUACCUGCUCAAGUGCAUCUGAACCACUCACAAUUUAAAAUUCAUGUCUGAAGGAAGAAUGAACAUUUGCAAAACCACAAAUCAUCAUUCUGUUGUCGGCAUGCAGUGCCCUCAGUUACUGUAUGGUAUGCACUGUUUAUUUUUUAAUAGAUGUUAGAUAUUCAGAAUUAUUUUGUGGUGUGUACCCUCCAGAUUGUACCAUAUAAAUGUUUUGCAUUCAAUAAACAUUUAUCAACAUUG
Phyllopteryx taeniolatus (common seadragon) is the source of this 2618-nucleotide messenger RNA. RefSeq names its product cocaine- and amphetamine-regulated transcript-like (gene cartl). The transcript is spliced from 3 exons. NCBI's taxonomy places the organism in Eukaryota, Metazoa, Chordata, Actinopteri, Syngnathiformes, Syngnathidae. The coding region runs from base 2080 to 2400 and encodes 106 amino acids. The record is from RefSeq and is a predicted model, not a curated record. Gene Ontology annotation, biological process: G protein-coupled receptor signaling pathway; cellular response to starvation; negative regulation of appetite. Gene Ontology annotation, molecular function: neuropeptide hormone activity.